Molecule: messenger RNA, 9279 nt
Organism: Amoebophrya sp. A25
Lineage: Eukaryota; Dinophyceae; Syndiniales; Amoebophryaceae
Source: the annotation of a GenBank genome assembly
AUGCUCGUCUUGUGCAUGCUACUGGUAGUCCCGCAGUUCCAGCUCUCCGAAAACUUCAGUCACAGACAGACCAACGCUCAAUAUGCCAUGGAUAUUCUGGUUAUGAAGAUGCAGAUCAUGUUGCUGAUUUUUGUUUCUUUUGAGUGAUUGCAUCUGCGUGAUGGAGAAAUAUGCGUUAGACAGUAGAAGAUGCAGUCGAAGUCGGUAGAGAAAUCUCCCGCACAUUGCGGAACAAUAGAUUCAAGUCGUCAGCGACAGGAGUAAAAAGAGUUGAUGGCGAAGUGUAUCGCUUCUGUUUGGAAAUUUUUUAGACGUUGCAUAACCUCUAUCCAGAAUAACCCUUUGCAAAUGUGUAGCAUACAUGCAACAAUACGACAUUCGUCAUUCAGCCUCUAACCUAAAUGAAUUCCUCAAGGAGUACCAGACCGCACAACGUGAUACGCAAUUGUCAGCAGUUAUACGGAAAGAUUAAGGCUACCGCUGAAGCAUCCUCAGCAGUCUCAUCCGAUCCUCAGCCUCUUUCUCAGAGAGAUAACUCUUGGGCAACAGUAUCAUCCCUAGCCUCUUUCUCAGGACCAUAACUUCCAAAGGCUUCAGCACGGAUAAAUAAGGGCUUCAGGAGCACGGCAGUCUGCACUGAAGAAAACUGUGCGAGACUCUAAAUUGUAUGAAAUACAAUAGUGCACUGAAUAAUAUUGAUGUAUUGCAGUAUUUUGCGAAGCGAGAGCGCUAAAAAGAGCACAAGAGACAAUACGAGAAGCAACUUUUGAAGGCUAUCUACGAAAGCAAUCCGAAUUAUGAAGAAGCCUACUGCGAUGAUCACGAAAUCACCUGCGCGGAUUCUCAGUACUUAUAGAGUUUUAUUAUAGUCAGUGUACUGAGGUUCACGGUUAAAGGUCCGCGGCUCUACGGCCAUGCCGUGUAGUCCGGGACGAAACUGACCAUAUCCAUAACCAUAUAUUUUUGUGGUGGAGCCAACCUACCUGGGAAAGAUAGAAAAAGGUCGAGGCAUAUAAAUUAGGGCUAACAAAAAUUAUCGUGUACUGACCAUAUAGAAUUAUUUAGUGUACUUAGAAUUAUACUGUCAGGGGAUUUGCAUCUCCAAGCUGGGCUAUUAUGGGAGUCUGCCUUGAAGUCGGCUGCCAUUCGGUAUUUCCCAGGCAGGUGUGCUGACUUGCUCAUGGGGCCCCGCUGCGUCGGGUUGCGCCUUAGGUUUUCUACAGGGGCCGAGUGUACGGCUCCUCCGAUAUUCGUAGAUUUGUGGCCGAUUGUACGGUCUUAUGCGCCCCCAGUAUGUAUUUUGGAUGAUUUUAUAUAGGUUAAAUAAUUGGUGGCAGGGGUGGUGGCAUAUAGUCCUAACGCAAAAAAAAAAAACUACGGUGCUCAAGAAUGAUCCUAACAGGGACACACACAUGACAUGACCAGUACCAAUAGGCUAGUAGAACUCUAUGGGACACAAUUCGAAACUACUCUAGUGCUCAAUUUUUUGGAUUAUGUCCUAAACAACAUUGAUGUUUCUAGCAUCUUCAUGGUCUUGAUGGAUCAACCCUUAUGCGAUCAUCACUACCAUCCUCCUACUUCGUAUUUGUAUCAUGGACCCGCAACGCUUCGUAUUUGUAUCAUGGAUUCCUUCCGCCCCAGACCCAAGUACAUACUUUCCAUCCAAAGCAUUUUACUACAAAAGGUUUGCCGAGAUUUUGUUCAUCGGUUAUCUGUCGGAGGGCGGUUGGGAUAUGCGAGAUAAAUUGCAUAUCACGGAGCUUCCCAAGAGCUCCUGGGAUGCGGAUCAUAAUCGCUAUGACCUGGCGUUCGAGGUCGGCUUUGCUGGUGGGGACCUGCCAACCACAGUAAAAACAAGACUCAGCGAGGAAUGGCGACAAGAGUAUAUUUAGAUUCGGUAGAAUUUGCAUUACUAAGCGGAGAAUGGAGACAUCGACCAGAGUUGUAUAUUGAGAUAAGUAGUUGAUUAUAUUGUCCAUCAGAAUCUGUGAUUAAUAAUUAGAAGUAAAAGGAGACCGUCCUCCAGCUCCAGACCUUUUUCUUCAACUUCAUCGAUCGUUCUUGUACUACUUCAUUAGGUGUAGCGACGACGCAAUUGAGAAGAAGAUAAUAGGGGUACCAUUACGCAUCGAUAUCCUGUGUCCACCAAGGAAACUCCGCUUCAACGAGAUUGACACCAAACUCGCUUGGGCGGGUAAAUUUCUAAAUCCUCCUGCUCCUGUGCUACUGCUAUAAAUUUAAUAUACAUUUUCACUUACUGUACUAAUUAAAGAACUUAUACCCCGUGAGUGGGUACAUCUAUCUAUCAUGCAAGUAACAGGUUUCGACCGUUAUACUGGCGAUGUGAGGAACGAUUCCUUGAUAGCGUACUAUGACCUGCGAAGAUUGGUGCACUUUGAAAGCGUCAUGAGCAUGUUUCAGACUCUCUUCGUCUUACGGUUUUCUUCUGAAAAUCCAUCUAAGAAGGCAUGAAAUCUCUUCAACGUAGAUGCGCUUCAUCAAGAUGCAUUGCGACUGCUUUUUGAUGAUGGAUUUUUCAUCGAGGGUGGCCUUCUAAUUGUCUGCAUAGUCCUCGGUCUCACGGCGACUUUUUUCAACAAGGACUCGAAAGAGCUGGUAUUGGAGCCAAUAGAGUAUGGCACGAAGACAUGUCGGAAGAUUUUCAUUCUUUUCAAUGACAAUAGUACUAGUAGAUGUACUUCUACGUACUACCUUAUUAUAAGAGGAAAAGGUCUCGACAUCAGUUUGUUCUUCGCACAGUCGUAUUCGUCACAAAGCAGGAAGUAGAAGUUGUUGUUGAUUUAUUCUAACAGGUUCGCACAUUCACUUAUCACGAAGCGGGCUGUUGAUCUGUCUAUAGUACAUCCACUUUCCCCACAAAAUCAAAGCCAACACUCUAACUCACACGUAUGAUAGCGAAAAUGCAUCGUAUCCGUGACAAUCCGCUUGUGGCUAUGCGACUGGGGGAUGAGGAAUUUCAUCAACAGCAGAUUGCCUUAAAACGCGACCUCGAAAUGCAGGAAGUGUCCCUUUCUACAGGCUACUUCUCGUGGUGGCGGAAGUACUCCUAGUUUUUCGUGGUUCAAACGCAAGCAUGAUUUUGCUCAUUUCUAGUGGCGGAUAGAGUGCUCGUCCUCUUUUUGACCAUUUAUGCGGUGGAGUAGAGUGCUCUUUUUGGCCAUUUCUAGUGGUGGAUAAGUCUUAAUCGUGCGAGAUGCAGGACCCUUGUUGGCCAUUUCUAGUGGUGGAAUGAAGGCAUUUCUCGGUGCUAUGUGAGUACAGGUCUGCAUGGUAUCCCAUUAUUUCUUGUUGAUCUUUGUCAUAUCACCAAUACCUAAGAUUUGGAGGUGUUAUAGACUAGAAUACUCAUUAGAAUCCUUGAGAUGGGUGAUAUUUAGUGAAAUAUGACCGAUUUGAUCGAAAACAGGCCAAAAGUACAUGUUUCUGUCAAUCCCACCUUCAGAAAAUGAAUUUGCUUAAAAGUGAAUAAAACUGAAAAUUCUUGGAUAUUAACUUGAAACUAAUUCAAAUUAAUUCGAAUUUGAAGUUUCAAAUUUCGAAAUUUGAAAUUUCAAGACUCUGACACAUGCAUUCUGUGUGUCGAUUGAGCCUCAUGAUCUUGAAAUAAUGCUAAAUUUCGUCAUUUGAAACCAUUAUCUGAUGGUUGGUUGAGCUGGUUUGCAGUAUCUCUUAGUCCUUCACUGUACCAUUUCGUCCCUGAAACCCAUGGCAAUCUCCUCCUGAUCAUCGUAUUCUCAUGAUAAUCAGGAUUCUGAUGCUGGUAAUCAUGAUCAAGAAGAUUCUAGUCCUGAUCACUAGCUGGAUUGUCAUCCUGCUUGAUGUCGUUUUUAUCUUGCUUCUUGUCCCCACUGCUGUCCUCACCUAUUACUAGUGCAACUAUCUUCCCCCGAGCCACCAUCCUCCUCCCUUCUCUCCUCCUGUUAUUCGUCCUCCUGUUUCCCCUCGUCCUCGUUCCUUCCAUUGGGUGUUCCAUUGACACAAAAAUGUCCAGAUUGCGAUCACGUUGGGGCUUGGAGGCCAAGAAGAAGCGAAAAGUCCAAGAACCUAUGGAAACCGUAAUCCUAGAGUCGACACUGAUCAAGCUUGGUGGCUUGCUUGCAGUAGGGUUCGGUGUGGCUGGUGCAGAAAUCAUUGGGCAGAAUUUGUCGUUACGAGAAGGGGGACUCAGUGGAAAAUAAACCCGCGUGAGAGUGUGUGUGUGUGUGAUUCUUGUAGAAAGCAGGAGCGCUAAUCUAGAAUUUUCUAGCCGGAUGAGUUGGAGUCAGUCUCAGUUGCGGCUUGGUAGAAGUAGGGUCAAUUACGGCUUUCGUAGCUCAUUAGACAUCUCCUGAUCGUUGCGUGUCUGAUCAGAUUUUUAGGGUCCUGCUAAUUAUUGGAGACGCCGCCAGUGUGAAUGCCAUGGUGCCAGGUGUGAAAAUCGAGGCAAUAUUCGGCUUCUGCAACAUCUUAUGAGGACUGUAUAGUGCUACAGUUACCUUCCAGAAGCAGGAAGCAAAGAAUUGCUAUCCUGAAAAAGCUAAGUUUUUGAUGGGCAACACGCAGUACAUAUGGAUGCUGCAUAACAUGAUGAUAUUUUUGAUUACCCCUUUUGCAGCCCUAAACGCUGUGUUACCCUCUGGUGCCCCUGCUCCUCUAACGAAGCAUCACUUCAGUGAAGCAACGGAGAUCUUGGGUGACCGUAUCAUGAUUUACGUCAACCAAGUGGCGGAAGUAGUGCAUUCGCUGACGGAUAUGUUCGGCGGAAACGCGAACAAGAAUAUUGGCGAUGCGUUUCUAUUAGUGUGGAAGAUUGGUACUAUUUUGUUAAUAUGAUUGCUUGGUGCACUAGUACUAGAAGAUUCUUGCUACAACUAGAACUAGUUCCUUGCUUUUCUACAACUACCUAGUAUAAGUAUCUACUCGUUUGCAGCUAGUUGUUCUUAUUUGCAUGCCGCGCGGCAGCCUGCACUGAAAACUAUGCGAGAUUAAUUCUAUUGUAUUGUAUCUCGUUUUCACAUCUCCAAGCAGCUACCUUGCCCAAGGACAUAUCCGGUGAGCUAGAGGAAAACCCGAUAUCCAGGGAGCACCGUUUACGCCGCAUGCGGAUGUGUGACAUGUCUGUGGUUGCUUUCUGUUUCACAAUCUCGGCGAUCAACAAAUCCGCUAUUUUGGCAGAAUAUCGGUCACAUCCUGGUUUCCUGGCACGCUUCCCGAAUUACAGAGUUCAGAUUUAUGGAUCAUGUUAUAUAGUCACAGGCUUCCGUAGAGUUCGAGUUGGAUGUGGAUCACUAUGGUGAUAUGAUUCUCUUGCUCUUCUCUCCCUCCAGCGUCCUCUGCUUAGAAGCAGGACGAUGUAGUUGUGAGUGUCUGCUUGGAAGAGAUGGAGAUGCAAGCAGCCUAAUUGAUGUCCCAUCACGGUACUCACGAAAAAAAGAACAAGAAAAAUAUCUCAUCCCCGUCCUGCUUUCCGCUUUCAUACUAUGGGAUUUGGGCUGCACUUAGGAUACGCAAUCGAAGGAGCGAUCGGGAGUGAGUUCAAAAUCGAUGCCAGUUACCUCAGUCCAAAUGUCAACAUGGCAAGCAGACUCGAGUCGGCAUGCACGCAAUAUGGAGUGCAUUUGCUGGUAUCUAUGAUGUUCAUAUUUUGAAAAAACACUGUGUUGAGUUUCGCAACAAGAACAAAUUGUUUCAGUAUACUGAUAGUUCGUGAAGAAGCUGAAGGCACAUCAAAAGUAGAAGCCCUCUUGUACUUGACUUGCACCGUCCACAUCUGAAAUCUGUAAUGUUCCUCCUUCACGACCAUCAUCAUGUAGUGGAAAGCUAGUACAGCCUAUUUGUCAAAAGGUUAAGUGAGAGUGACUAGAUGAACUUCGAGUAACGUAAUCCAAUAUGAGUGAGUGCGUCCUCACUGGGCUGGUGAAUUAGAGUGUUACUCGAACUUGUCCCACCUCAUACCCAGAUGUCUCACUUCCUGCUGGAUCAAGCUAGUGGCGCACUCAGGGACGCCUGUCGUCAAAUCGACCGGGUCUACGUCAAGGGCAGUAAGAAGCCAGUCGGCCUCUACACCUGCGAUUUUACAGUCGGGGUGUUGCACUUAUGAAGAUAAGGGUGGUCUUCUACUUCUAGUCUGCACUGAACUUUGUGCGAUAUUAAUUGUAUUGUAUCAAUUUUUACUCUUUGAUGAUAGCGUCGACGUCCAGACAGUGGGGUCGUGAGGUGACCUUGCUAGAGAGUCGAAAGCAGCAGAAGGACGACUAACAUCCACGUAAGUACCAAGACUGUAAGUGCCAAGCCUGUAAGACUAUGUGGAUGCGGAGAAAAAUCUGAGGACAAGAAAGGAUUCCAUUCAGGAUGACACAAUCCAAUACUACCACUUCUAAUCCACGUACAAGACCUCAUGUCACACAUCGAUCAUAAGACGUUUACUGUGCGGCGAAAGUACGAGGUGCGACAAAUCCGAGAAUUGAAGAAACACAGGAAGUUAAGUCUCGUCAUGAUGUAAGUGUAAGACCUGGAUACGUUAAGGCUAGUCCUCAUGUAAGACAACGGGGAUGGUGGUGGUCUAAGACAAUGGCAACAGGGACAAUGGCAAGUUUUCUUUCGAUCCAAUCCUCUAGCAGGUGUCAUCAUCUAUCAAUCAUGUUACUUUUCUCAUAUACCACGAUCUAUCAUAUUAGGACUCCUUCAAGAGCCUUCGUUGUGGUUGACAUUGACCUGUAUCAUCACUCUUUUUAUCGUGUAGAUUGAGAAGAUGACGCUGCAGCUCUUACUCGUAGACUGUGGUGAUUCUGAGACUUUUGAAAGGGAUUGAAAGUGGACUAUCUGAAUUUGAAUUCAUUUAUUGGAUCAUAAAAAACCAUUUUUUCGAGGAUUCGUGAGAUUUUCAAUUUGAGGAGACCUGAAAUCUUAGAUAGCUCUUACCAUCACAAAUUUCGAAUCCUCGUGAUGAUGAUGAUGAUGAUGAGAAUUAUCAGCCUAGCAUCGUCAUUCUCAUACAAUGCUAGAACCUCAUCUUGUAGAAGAUUUCCUCCCUGUGAGCUUUAGGUCUAAUUACACCUUUCAGUAAGAAUCCUCUCAUCUUCCUAGUACCCCUUCCUUUCUCCUUUUCCCCUUUCAUCCCAUUGGGCAGACGAUUAUGAACCACAUCGAGAGCUGUUGGAAGAUCCGGAGAUCAUGCCAAUGCGAGAAGCCUUUUCCAAGGAGUUUUUCCAGAGGUUUGCGAUGGCAUUCCGCAACUACAUCGCAGGUGAGUGGCUUGUGGCUCGAGAGAUGCUACAACUCACAAAAACGAUGCUCAUCAUUAAGGCAAUCCUUGUUCAACAUUGCGCAUGUGAUGUAUUCGUGUGACCGUGAUGAAUAGCAGGAGGAUGCAGCAUAGCCUCAUGAUGACGAUGAUGAUUAAUAAAGGAGGUAUUUUUAAAAGUUACAGUCUACGAAGAGAACUUCCACCUUACGACUACAACUAUAACCUAAGUAUUCCUCUAACCCGACCCGCGACGCAGGGGCUAAGCGGGCCAGACUACUGACGGAUAUGCCGAGCGCGACUUUACUGCACUUCAUGGGGCAGCACAACUACAAAGCUCCUGCGGAUUGGGAUGGCUGCAGAAGUCUAACUUCGAAAUAAGAGAGUGUCUGAGUCUCUGAGUGUCUCCUUCUGUGUUGUCAUGUGUUAUUAACUCUCGUCUGAGUGUUUGUCCGUGUUGUCAUGUUGAUAUCGAAAAGGAUUAACUUAAUGAGAUUCGUUUCGAACAAUUGUUCGAAUAGAAGAAGAAGAUGAUAGUUCCUGAGAAGUGAUCACAGAAUAGAAGAUGAAUCUUUGCCAGGUUUUAACAGGUUUUGAACAAGUUUCAGUAUCAAUUAUUUCAGUGUCCAAAGCAUUAACUCAGUAUCAAAGACUAAGUAUUUUUGCCAGUAUGUUCACCAGGAGAUAGAAUCCUACAACGUAAUCCACGACGAGCUCGUUUCCCUAUCAAGAGAAGUAGCAGAAUAUUUAACACAGAAGUCUUUUUUGCUCUGAGUAGCAGUAGCACGAGUUCUAGAUCUAGAAGAAUCAGGCAUCGGCACGGCAGCACAGCGGAGUACAAAUUUGUCAAAGCUCAGGGAUAAAGUAGUUCAAUGAGUAAGUAGACAUAUCAACACUAUAUUCCUGUAGUUGUAGUCCUCGUCCAAGUAGGAGUAGUCUCAAAAAUUAAAUCUUCGCUCUGCCUGUGCCGUUGCCUAGUUCCGAAUAAAAUGCACCAAAGUCGAAGCUCGUCCUUUUUUUGCUGCAGAUUAGGUCCUGUCGUUCAUGUUUUUCUCGUGUAGGUUUGAUGUAUCCACUCGUCUGCAGAAGGAUGAAUGAGUGCAUAUUUCAUGAAACGCAUUAGUACAUACUGGACAUAAAGUCAUGCGUGUGCAUGGACAGUAGUAGCAGCAUAAUGUUUCUGUUUCAGCUUCGCUAAUUGUAUGCUAAAAUACGUUAGAGUUUAUCUAGGCAUAGGAUUGGUGAUUUUAUCAGUUUCAGUGGAAUAUUGAUCAAUGCGGAAGGCUGAGGCGAGAAUUUCUCUAAAUUUAUAUCUGCCCGCGUGUAAAUGAAUUUUUCAUCAUGAUCUACGUAUGAACUACAUCAAGAGUUCUUCUUAUUCAUGCAGUGCAUAUAACCUUUUCUAUCAGGCCCUAGUGUCGAUUCUGGAGUCAUAGAAGCAUGAAUGAAAUGAAAAGAAGCAAUUAUGGGGUCCACGGACGUAGAGGUGCGGCAGUAGCAGCUGCGGGGAGGUCGGUGCCCUGUGGAGGCAAUCUGACUGAUUGACUGAUAUGGGGAUAAAUUCGUAUUAAGUCUUAGAAGUAACUGUUGGGUUAACUACUACAACUACUAACUUACACCACAGAGCUUAGGGUUAGGUAUUUUUGCGAGUAGCUCGUUGGAAGAUCAAAGUUUCCAACCUGGACCUCAUGGAUUAAGAUCAACAAAAGGAAUCCAGCCUGGGUUGGAGGUUUCAUCCACUGCUUAGGAGCGAGCGUCAGGAGGUCUUCCGCCGACUCGCAAGGCAAAAGCGGACCCGUACCAUUGACGCUAGUAGAUAUUUCCUUCUUAAUAAAUAUUCUUUCGCAGUGACAGCGUUGAAGUUGAUCACUCUUCACGUUGUACUUCUAGUGUGAACGAAUUGGCAAUCUCAAAAAAAAAAGUUGUCGACGUGACGCUGCCUGACAGCGUCUUGCGGGAAUUCGAAGGCAUGCCCAUGGUCAUGGUGAAGAAGAUGUGGAAGAAGAUGAUGAAGUUUGCCGGCAGCGAUGAAGGGC